UGUUACAUAAUCCAUCCACUCGUAUAUUUUCUUCUUUCCCCGCUCCACCCCACGCAUACUCUCUCUCUCUCUCUCUCUCUCUUUGGGAACACCAAGAAAAAAUAAAUUCGCCGUGUCUAACCUUAGUAUGCUCCCCCAUGGGAAAUUUGAACCGUACAAUUUCUGUGUGUGUUGUGUCUGUUCGGUGCUUUUGAACAAAAGGAGAAUAAUUUCUUUUUUUUACCUUCUGCGUCGCCUCUAUAUAUAAUAAGGCUGCUCUCUGCUGAUGGGUGGACAGUAUCGCAGAACAGCUUUCUCAACAACCCCAAUGGUCACUCUCAUAACUUUUGCUACCACUGUGCUCGCUGCUACUGCUGCUUUGAGCAGUGUGCAUGCUAAACCUGCUAGGGACGAUCCUUUCCACAGACAUACCAUUCGCGCAAAGGGUAUCGAAGCCUCGUUCAUUGAGUAUGGCGCGACGAUCACGAAUCUGUGGGUCGAUGACAAGCACGGUAAGCCCACCGAUAUCGUGCUUGGUUGGGACGAUACCACCCAAUUCAACCUGCAACCCGGCAUCCCUGGAUUCUUAGGAGCUGUUGUUGGCCGCUACGCUAACCGCAUUCGCAAUGGAACCUUCUCGAUCGACGACACCGAGUACCAUACCCCACUCAACGAGAACGACAUAACUACUCUGCAUGGCGGCGACAUGGGUUUCAACCGCUUGAACUGGACUCUUUUGGACAAGGGCAAAAGUGAUAUCAGCUUUGGUCUGGUUUCUGAGGAUGGCGACGAAGGUUUCCCAGGCACCGCGCAGAUCACGGUAAAAUACUCUGUCAAUGAUAACCAAGAAUGGCACGUCGACUAUGAGGGCACCUCUGACAAGGACACGAUCAUGAUGCUGUCCCAACACACCUAUUGGAACUUGGAUGCGUUCAGAACGAGCGACACCGUUGAGGACCAUGUGAUGCAGAUCGCGUCGGACCAGUACAUAAAGACCGACGGCAGCUUGAUCCCCACCGGCGAAUUUGGCAAUGUGGAGGGCACGGCUCUCGACUUCCGCUCCGCCAAGCCGAUCGGCCAGGACUUGCAAGAGGCAACUGAAUGCGGGUUCGACUGUGUAGGUUAUGACAACUGCUGGAUAUUCUCUGACCCGAACCCUGAUGAAUACCAAGUGACGGUGCAUGCUCCCAGCACAGGCAUCCAAAUGGCCGUCAAGACGGACCAAGCAGCCCUGCAGUUCUACUCGUGCGGUGGUCUGGAUGGCACCUUGCCUAUCAAGAAGAAGAAGCAUCAUCAUCGCCACCAUCUCGAGAGCCGCUGUGAGCACGAGCAAGAAUACGUCCAAAAGUACGGCUGUCUUGUGCUCGAGACCGAAAACUACAUUGAUGGCAUCAACAACCCUGAAUGGGGCGAGGAGUACACUGGUUUGCUCCGUGCCGGCGACGAGUACACGCAUCACGCAGAAUACCACUUCUCAAUCCAUAACGGCGAUUAACGAAUUUCCUUUCUUCUUAUGUACAAAUUUUAUUUUUACUAUUUCGAAACUUUUAAUCAAUAAAAGAAAAUAACCUAUUUCGAC
Molecule: messenger RNA, 1558 nt
Organism: Zychaea mexicana
Lineage: Eukaryota; Fungi; Mucoromycota; Mucoromycetes; Mucorales; Lichtheimiaceae
Product: galactose mutarotase-like domain-containing protein
Exons: 7
Coding region: 266-1474 (402 amino acids)
Biological process (GO): beta-D-galactose catabolic process via UDP-galactose, Leloir pathway; glucose metabolic process
Molecular function (GO): carbohydrate binding; aldose 1-epimerase activity
Source: RefSeq, a predicted model, not a curated record